CCUCUUUUCCCUUUUCUCACUCACUCACUAUACUCCUCUGUGAUAAGAUCUUUUGCGACUUUCUUCUCUCUCUUUUUUUCUUCUUCCUCUCUGCUAAACACUAUAAAGAAAGGGAAAAGACUCUGUUUUCGCAGCUGAAAGUUUGCUGCUUUUGAGGUCUCUCUCGCCGUCUUGACCUUGAGAAUAUUUUGUGGGAGGGGGAGCCGCAGCUGCAGCUGCAUUUACUUCUGUGGCUACAGGGAUUGUUUUGCUUUGCUUUGCUACUAUAUAGCUGUAUAUGUUCAGGGCUUGCAUUAAUUGAAAAAGUCCUUUCUUUGUUGCUCAUUUCUUGUAAUCAAGAAUUCUUGAACCGUCGCUAGCUCUUUUAGUCAGUGUAUUGAGACCUCCCCCUUGUGUUGGUUCUUGUUUUGGUAAACGGGUCACUUAUUUGGAGUUGGUUCAAUCAAGGGAGCGUUUUUUCAUUUCUCUGAGAUCUGGGUUCAAGAAAACGACUCAUCAAAAUUAUAAGAUCUGCCAGGAAUUUCUUUGGGUAGAGAAAACCGAAAACAAUGUCGGCCCAGAAACAAGCAGAGGAAGCUAUUGUCUCCAACUUCAAUGAAACUGAACACGAUGGCGGCGGCAAGGAGGAGGAGAAAGUGGAGGAGCACUCCAUGUUCAGCGUCAAAAGCAUGCUCUGGCACGGCGGUUCCGCCUGGGAUGCCUGGUUCAGUUGCGCUUCCAAUCAAGUUGCACAAGUGCUGCUGACACUUCCAUACUCCUUUUCUCAACUGGGAAUGCUAUCUGGAAUCGUUUUUCAAGUAUUCUACGGUCUGGUUGGCAGCUGGACCGCUUAUCUUAUCAGUGUUUUAUACAUUGAGUAUCGAGCUCGCAAGGAAAAAGAAGGUGUGAGCUUCAAGAACCAUGUCAUUCAGUGGUUUGAAGUGCUGGAUGGAUUACUUGGUCCAUACUGGAAAGCAGUGGGUUUGGCCUUCAACUGCACUUUCCUUCUCUUCGGAUCUGUCAUCCAACUCAUAGCCUGCGCUAGCAACAUAUACUACAUAAAUGACCACCUGGACAAGAGGACGUGGACUUACAUCUUCGGAGCCUGCUGUGCCACCACUGUUUUCAUUCCCUCUUUCCACAACUACAGAAUUUGGUCCUUUUUAGGACUCGGGAUGACCACUUACACCGCCUGGUAUCUCACUAUAGCAGCUCUUGUCCACGGCCAGGUUGAAGAUGUGAAACACUCUGGACCAAAAAAGCUGGUCCUCUACUUCACCGGCGCCACCAACAUACUCUACACAUUUGGUGGCCAUGCUGUCACUGUGGAAAUCAUGCAUGCGAUGUGGAAACCCCAAAAGUUCAAGUACAUUUACCUGUUGGCCACACUCUAUGUUUUCACUCUAACCUUACCAUCGGCUUCCGCCGUCUACUGGGCUUUCGGCGAUCAGCUCCUCAACCACUCCAACGCGUUCUCCCUCCUCCCUAAGAACGGGUGGCGCGAUGCUGCUGUCAUUCUUAUGCUCAUCCACCAGUUCAUCACAUUCGGGUUUGCAUGUACACCACUGUACUUUGUGUGGGAGAAGGUGAUCGGAAUGCACGACACAAGAAGCAUAUGUUUGAGGGCGCUGGCGAGGCUGCCAGUGGUGAUACCGAUAUGGUUCUUGGCCAUUAUCUUCCCAUUUUUUGGGCCUAUCAACUCAGCGGUUGGAGCACUUUUAGUGAGUUUCACCGUCUACAUCAUCCCUGCCCUCGCCCAUAUGCUCACUUACAGAAAAGCCUCCGCUCGUCAGAAUGCUGCUGAGAAGCCUCCGCCCUUCAUGCCAAGCUGGGCAGCCAUGUAUGCCAUCAACACCUUUGUGGUGAUCUGGAUCCUGGUGGUUGGGUUCGGGUUCGGUGGCUGGGCAAGCGUAACCAAUUUUGUUAGACAAGUUGACACAUUCGGGCUGUUUGCCAAGUGUUAUCAGUGUAAACCUGCAGCAGGACCCCAGCAGUCAGCCACAGUAGCCCCCCAUCAUUGAUCAAACGGGGUCGGGUCGGGUGGGACAUACUUUCUAGCAAGAAGGAGAAAUGAAACCUUUACUAAUCCGAAGUUCUGUCUCUCUUUCACAUAUAUAUAUAUAUAUUUUUCAUUUGUAAUAUAAAUGGGGGAGAUAGCAAUAUUUCCCUUAUAUGUGAUGUGUGCUUUUGCUUUUUUGUAUUUUUGGUGGUUAUAUUUAGAUAAUGGAAGGUAGAGAGAUGGGUUGAAUUGUGAUGUUUGUGAAGGGAUAGGCUAAUUAAUUUACAGAGUGAAGUAUAAGUUAGUAUUUGGAUUGGGAGCUUAUUAAUGAAUGAAUUGUUGGUUUAGUUGUUAAUGAAAUGAUGAGUUGGGAGGCA
Messenger RNA from Sesamum indicum (sesame), 2355 nucleotides. Its product is annotated as auxin transporter-like protein 2. Lineage: Eukaryota; Viridiplantae; Streptophyta; Magnoliopsida; Lamiales; Pedaliaceae. The record is from RefSeq and is a predicted model, not a curated record.